AUGGCUUCAUCUGAGACACCUUCGGUGGGCACGAGUUCUGCACCACAAUCCCCACCCCCGAUCCCGGAGCCGCCCAGCAGCCCCGAGUACUGGCACACCAGCUUCCGGAGGUUCCGGAGCUUCCAAUGGCUGAACCAGCAGCAGGACCCAGACCCACUGCAGGACCUGGAGAUGCUGAGACACCUGUGCUGGUGCUGGCUGCGCCCUGACCUCCACUCGAAGAUGGAGAUUCUCGACAAGCUGGUGCUGGAGCAGUUCCUCAUCUCAGAACCCCUGCACCUGCAGGCGCUGGUGUGGGAGAACGGGGUGCAGAACUGCCAGGAGCUGGAACAGCUGCUGCAGAACCUUAAACAACCCCAGAAAUGGAAUAUCGUUACUAUAGACGGAAAGACAUUUCUUGCACGACACUCAGAUGCUGGGAAGGCCCCAGAGGAGGACAGUGUGCAUCCUGAACCCCAGGACACAGUAUGUGAAACACCUCCAGAGACAUCCCUGCGGGUCAGCACAGGAGAACAGGAGCUGCCGCGGACCUGCAAGGAAUCAGGGGGACAGGUGUUCUCAGGAAACAGGCCAAAUUACAAGCAGGAGGUUUUGAGGCCUGAGCUGGAAUCAGGCAAGAAGGAGCUGGAGCCUGAGACCAGACCGGGCGAGCGCCCCCCUUUGGUGUGCGACCACUGCCCCAAAGCCUUCUUCUACAAGUCUCAGCUGGACAUCCACCGGCGCAGCCACACGGGUGAGCGGCCAUUCCGCUGCGCGACCUGUGGACGCGGCUUCAUGCAGCCGUCAGACCUGCGCGUGCACCAGCGGAUCCACAACAACCAGAGGCCCUACAGCUGCGGUAUCUGCGGGGCCACAUUCACGCAUCAGUCCACGCUCACCGGCCACACCCGCAUGCACACCCAGGAGCGGCCCUUCGCGUGCGACCAGUGCGGGCAGCUCUUCAGCCAUCGCGGCAACCUCAACGUGCACCUGCGCACCCACUCGGGCCUCAAGCCUUACUCGUGCCCCGUGUGCAGCCGCGACUUCCGCCAGCUAGGCACCUUCAAUCGCCACAAGAGGACACACCUGCGCCAGGGCGUCCAGGGGGGCCCGCAGUAG
This is a messenger RNA of Sorex fumeus (smoky shrew), 1098 nucleotides long. Its product is annotated as zinc finger protein 782-like. The record is from RefSeq and is a predicted model, not a curated record. Lineage: Eukaryota; Metazoa; Chordata; Mammalia; Eulipotyphla; Soricidae. The coding region runs from base 1 to 1098 and encodes 365 amino acids. Gene Ontology annotation, molecular function: RNA polymerase II cis-regulatory region sequence-specific DNA binding; DNA-binding transcription factor activity, RNA polymerase II-specific. The transcript is spliced from 4 exons. Gene Ontology annotation, biological process: regulation of transcription by RNA polymerase II.